AUGGCCUCACCGCGGCGCAUCAAGAAUUUCGCCAAUGACCCCCAGACACCAAUGUUCCUCUACAACAUCCUCAAGCAACUAGAUCUCAGGUCAAUCAACUGGAGUGAAGUAGCGGACAGUCUCGGCAUCUCAAAUGGCCAUGCUGCCCGCAUGAGAUACAGCCGCAUGAAAUCACAGUUUGAAGGCCUCUCAAGUCAAUCCAAACCACCAAAGCCCAAGAAGGAGAAUACCAGUCCAUGCAAGUCUGCCAAAAGCAAAGCCAAGGACAACAAAUGCCGCCUCAUCGAAGAAGAAACCGAGCGACUGGGUAGUGAACAACAGAGCAUUCAGUUUGCGAUGCAACAAGAACAUGAUCGUAAGAGAAUCAAACUCGAGCCACAGUCGUGCACGAGCGCUUGGAACACAACGGGCAGCAUCUACACCGGAUAUCCGGCUCUACCUGAUUUGAACACAUAUUGGUGUCAGCCGAGUACCAGAGCCGAGCCAACACCCGCUGCAAUGCCAACUGCCUCCCUUCAAAGCAUCCCAUCGACACCUGCAAUCAAGCAGGAACUGGAAAUGACUACUUUUUGUUCCAUUGGUCUGCCCAAUUUAGCGCCAGCGAUCAAGCAAGAGCCAGGCCUCCCAGCGAAGGACUCUGAUAUGGCUGACUCUGACGUUGUCAUGGUGGAACGUGGAGCAGGAAAGAGUUUGACGCAACGUUCACCUACUUUGGCAUACAACGUUCCCGGUGCUCCCAGCUAUCCUCCAUCUCGCACCAUCAACGCCUUCUUCGACCGCCGCCCCACAGCUGUUCUUAACACACAGCCUCGACCGUUGGUGGAUAGCAUGGCAGGGUACAAUACACCUCAGACCUUUUCGCAUGGUGCUUAUCCGUACGUUAUUCACGGCAAUACCGCGCAGAGUGCCUCGCCGUGGACUGCGCCCCCUAUGGGUCAAAGGCCAACUGCAACUUCGCUUGAGGACAACUCCCCCAACAUGAUGCUGAACCCCUACGCCACAACAUACCAAGAUAUGCUGAACAUGCCUUUGUACCGACGCAGCCCAUCUAUCUUGCCAAUUUCCAAUCUGAGCACGCAACAGAUUGUGAAUCCGCCAGCUUCCGAUCAAGCACCAUGCAUGGGACGAGAGCAAGACGUGAAAACUGCACCAUCGGCCACCGUUGCACCAGCUCCAGAAGACCAACACUUACGGGAUACCACGGCCAGCCUCAAUACCAUGACCUCCACUACGUUUCCGGACCCUGCGGCUGGCCGACCUGGACCGCCCAAGGCCGAAACUAUGGGUGAGCAGAUAUCCACCACGGGCAAUGCGGGCUUGGCGAAGACUGGUGCUGAGGGGUUGGAGAAUGCAUUUUCUACGCCACUGGUCUUUGACGAUUCUGUGGUGAAGAUCAAGACUGAACUAGUGGAACUUUGA
Messenger RNA from Cladophialophora yegresii CBS 114405, 1419 nucleotides. RefSeq lists its product as uncharacterized. NCBI's taxonomy places the organism in Eukaryota, Fungi, Ascomycota, Eurotiomycetes, Chaetothyriales, Herpotrichiellaceae. The record is from RefSeq and is a predicted model, not a curated record. The coding region runs from base 1 to 1419 and encodes 472 amino acids. The transcript has a single exon.